GUGUUGACAGGAGCGGCAGGAGUUGUCAGCGGAACAGCGGCAUCCUGCAUCACCGGAGCCGAAUGGAGUAACCACAAAGAUAUUAUUUCAGAUAAAAUAUCUGUUCUUAUUCAAACGCACUGUUUAUACAGCUCAAACAGCGAAAACAUGGCUGAAGACCAGUCCUCUCAAUCCUGGUCUAUCGACAGGGACGACUACGAACUCAAUGAGGUGAUAGGUAAGGAGCCUAGCUUGCUAAAGUUAGCAGCCUAGCCCCCCGCUGUUUCAACAGCGGCGACUGCAGCUAACUGCACGAGCCGACUAGCUUUGCAUGUCCGUAGCUUAGCAGAAGGCCGGUUACAAACCGCAGCUACAUGGCAAGAAGGUGACCAGCACUGCAGACUUUCCUUCUGUCCAGGCCAAAUUAAUUAAGACUGCCUGCUUGUCGGAGAGCUAAAGUUAUCCUCUCAUUAGUAAGUUAGCACAGAGCUAAACUAGCUGGCUAAUGUUAGCCUCCAGUGCGUGAGGAUCCGUCAGUUGUUUGAGAGGGUGGUGCUCCAGUAAUGAAGGUAUGACACGGAUUAAGGAGAGCCAUUCAUACUUUAGUAACAUGACUGAACAGGGGUGGAAAGUAACUCAGCACAUUUACUCAUAAAACUGUAAUUAAGCACCUUCGCCGUGUACUUGUACUGUCUGAGUAGUUUGUAAAAUGAGUAAUUUUACCGGCACUUGAUUAUUUUUGUUGGUGCAUUUAGAAAAAUAUCACUUACUUGGUGUAAAGAAAACAUGCUGCUCCUCAGUUAAACUAUAUGACAGCUGACUGGAUAUGUGCAUACUGUAAAAAUUUAUCUUAUCAAAGUUGAUUUUCUCAUUUGUUGUGAAAAUACUGCACUACUCCAGAUUUACUGACAGGCCCAAUAUAAAUUUUGUGAUAUGGCAUUUCAAGCCGAAAUUUUCUUGAUUAGUCCCUUGAAAUAAGUAUUAACUUUUGUCUCAAGAAACUUGCUAACUGCAUUUGCAGCCAGUAUUACUUGUUAAUAUCAAUUGAAACUGUUCAAGUCACAGCUAGAGAGCAGGGACCAUCUAAAAGUGCAAUGCUGACGAGUGAUGCUCUAGAAAUAUUUAACAGCUUCACAAAUGUGCAGAAUCGAAAUUAAAUUAAAAUAUUAACAAUGUUCUUGGUUUUAUCAGAACAAAUAGUUUUGACAAAUUUGCUUUUAUAUGAUUAAGGGAGCACAUCUUACACCCUGAACCCCACCGCUGUGGGUAAAAGGAAAUACUCUGUACUUCAAAUUCAUUUAAGUGUAAUUUUAUUUGAGUAGCAUACUCUUUCAUAAAUAAUUGUAUAUAAUAACUAUGUUUUUAGUAUUAAUCAAAAUGAUAAUAAUACUCAUUUUGGCCCCAAUCAUGCAGUCUUACCGUGAAUCUGCAGGUAUUCUUUGAAGAAAGGAUAGAUUUAGUGUAAUCUCUCUUUCCCCAGCUAUAAUUAAGCUGUAGCAUUUUGCAUGGAGUGAACACUCCUCAAAGACAGCUGAACUUAACCCACACACAGUCACUGAUAAGAGACUAGUUUCCAGCCAAGUUUAGCAGAACUAUUCAGCUUAUCCAGGUUGCAAACAAAGAUGUAGUUGGCUGUCAGAGUUGAACUCUAGUACCCAUGAAGCCAAAGGUCUCUGUUCCUUCUGUGUUUUGUUUUCAUUAUAAUGUUGCUCUCAUCAGGGAGCGGAGCCACUGCAGUGGUCCAGGCGGCAUAUUGCAAGCCGAGAAAGGAGAAGGUGGCCAUCAAACGCAUCAACCUGGAAAAGUGUCAAACAAGCAUGGAUGAGCUCCUGGUAAGAAGCUGUUCUGAUGUGUGGGCCUAGUAUCUGCAGGUCCAGCUGUUCUUCAUGUGUGUGUUUGGGUGUGUGUGACUGUUUUGCUAGGAGUGCUGUGGGUUUGUGGUGUCAAAUCAGGACAGAUCAAAAGCGUGAUACCACAACAACUCUGAGUACAGGAGCUUGAUGAAAUCAAUAAUCUGUACAAUGCAGACAACUGAAAUGUGAACUAACACUACGUUCCUUUUGCCGACUUUUCCUGUUGAGCACUAAAAUACUUUUUUUUUUUCACUUGAGAGUAGUUUUGAAUUGUGAUGUACAAAUCAAGGAUGUCUGGAUCAGCUUAUUAGGCCCCCAUCCCAUUUUCAAUUCCCAUUUUUCGUAGGGUACUGUAAUAAUUGUUCCACAAUUAUUAUUUAAAGAUGAGUGGCAGUGUCACUCAGUGGAGGCGAGCGAAGCCGAGUACUUACCAACCCAACCUGCUUGUAGUCUUUCCCACGGUGUCAAAGCCUAGGUAGUAAAAUGUACAAACAAACCAACACAAAAUUAGUCCCUAAUCCAAAACAAACUCUUGAAUUAAGUACAUUAAUGCCAGCCUAUCAAAAACGGGAACAUUAAAAGAGAAAAUGAAGAAAUUUUACAACAAAAUGCGUGGCCACCCACAAUGCAUUGCAGCCACCCACAGCACUGUUUGGAGCGUGUCCAAACCUCGGCUGUAUCCUCCUAUUAAAAAGGUUUUGUCCGCAGUAUGGACGUUUUACGGCUUCACAAAACAGACGGAGCAGGUAAACCUGAAACCAAUCUGCAGGUUAUGCCGUAAGAAAGUUGCAGCGCCGUUGUCUAACACUUCAAACCUACGUGCCCACCUCCAUGAACACCAUCCAACAUCGUUCACCCCAAUCAAGGUAAAAACAAUAUGACCGCAACAAGUUUGGUCUACUUUACUGCUUAUUAUUGACAACGUUAGUGACGUGUCUGCUAACUUUAGCUCCAAAAAGCUAAUGCUCCCAACGUUGCGUUAGCUGCCUCUUGCUCAUAUUGUUUGUACGUGUCAUGCUGUGCACAGAGACGUGAUUUCGCAGUUUUUGGCCAUUUUUAGUAACGUUAAAAGCAAUGCGCUAAUAUCGUAAUAAUGUCAUGAUAAUAUGGUGAUAAUAUCGUGAAUCGUGAUAUUUUGGGCCACGAAUAUCGUGAUUUCAAAUUUUUCAUAUCAGCACAUGCCUACUGAUACCUAGUCGAGAUUUUAUAUUUAUAUAUACCCAAAGAGUAGAAUGUACAUGAGACCCUCCAAACUGUUCUGCAUACAUAAAUACACUCUCAAACGCUUAGCUACUGCAGUAAACGCAACUCAGAAGACAGUGUGAGAUUUAUGUCAGGGGCAACAAGACCAAAAAAAGUAAAUGCUGGACUUUACCUCUGCCCUCUUACAGUAUUGUUUACCCCUUUUUGUUGCUGUUUAUUUUUUUCACUCUCUGGAUUACAUUAGCAACACAACUGAAUCACCUUUAAGUGGAAAGUAAAGGAGUCAGUCCAGUAUGUGGUGAGGCCCAGCUAUGACAUGGGACAAAUUGCUGCAUUGAAUCUCUCCUUUGAAAUGACACCACACCAAAUGAAGCAGUGUUUCACAUAAUGAUAUGUUAUCCUCCUAAUGUGAUUCAUUAAAAAACAGACUUUGUCUAAUAUUGCAUUGAUAUAGAUAACUGAUGUGUCCAAUCAUUCCUGAAAGGACAAGCAACCCUGUUACCUUUCAGAGGAAAUGAUCAAAUAUUUAUGAAGUAUAAUAGUAGACUGCUUGCUCUCCAGUUAAAACAAAUAUGCAAGAGCAGUGUAUUUAUUCAAUGAGGUAAUUGUUUGAACUGAUAAUGUCACUGAAAACAAGAUGAGUUGCGUCAGGAGAUGUUUGUAGAGAUAAGCAUCCUAACUAGUCUCAACUAGACUCAGUUUUUGAGGAAACCGUACACCAACAGCAGCUCAGAUUCCCAGACAGAAGUUAUUUUUCAUGAUCCAUCUUAAACGCAUGCUUUGAUUGAUAAACCAGAAUAAGUUAAUAAAGUAAUAUCACUUGCUGAGGGAAAUCUUUUCUACUCUGAUUAUAUAGGAAGAUACUCUCCUGCUCAAACUAACCACAGUGGGAUAACUUUUUGUCCUACGAACAUAAACAAAUUAUGGACCAACAGAGGUUAUUAUAUCAACAUGAGGAAAAUUCUCAUAAACAUAAUAAAUCCAUAUAGUGGUCUGAAUCAUGUAUUCCCACUCACUUCUAUUUUAACCACAGAUAUUUGAGAUGCCAACUUUCUUUACAGUCUGUAGAUCCGAAUCACUGUCAGCUGCUCUUUCUUUACUAUCUCAUAGGAUUUUUAAAUGCAUUUGUGUGUGUGUGUGUUUGAGCCUUUCUUCUGCAUGGAAAUGAAACUUGAGUAUAAAGAGAUGAUUCUGCCUCAGCCUUGUCACCCAUAUAAAGCCAUUUCUUUUUAAGACCUGUCAGUUAUCAAAAAUGCAGCACUUUUGAAGUCUUGUUGAAAUAUUUCUGCUCUCUGGGGACAUCCACCUGCCCAGUCCUUGUGUAAUGUAUUUAGAGCCUUAAUUCACCUUUGUCUGCCAUUGAGGUUAAAGAUGUCUUGGCUUAGUGACUCAGUGGUGAUGUAACCAAGGUUUUCAGUCUGUCUGGAGUCUGACAGACACUUCCCACUCAUGGGUCAGAUUGUGCUGGUUUUCUGUGAGGAGGGAGGGCUAGCUGUCUUUACUCUUUCAAACUGCACUUAAAAGCGAAAUGUUUUUCGAUGUACCUCACAUCAAAAACUGUACUACAUCCGAUCCACUAUGGCCGAGUUUUGGUUUGUAACUUGAAGUGUAUUUUAAAUGUUUAGUCUGUGCUUUACUUAGUACUUCACUGUUCCUGCUCCUCAUGUGACCUUGGACUUUUGUUUUUCCACUCUGUGCAGAAAGAGAUUCAGGCCAUGAGCCAGUGCCACCAUCCGAACAUUGUGUCUUACUAUACCUCCUUUGUGGUGAAGGAUGAGCUGUGGCUGGUGAUGAAGCUGCUCAGUGGUGGUAAGUGCUGAGAUAUUUACAGAAACUUGACUGCAGGACUCUCUGGUCAUGUAUUUACCUUCAAUUUGAAUUGAAAUCGUCUGCGCACCUGCUUCCUUUCCAAAUCUUAGUUUGCAUAUAGUCUUCAGGGACCCAGACAGUACUUUUGUGCAGGAGUAGCUUGUCUGAGUUUGAAGUAAGCAUUUUUGUUUCAUGGACUGCUUCCAAAGUCUUACAAAGAUAUAAGACAACGUGUUUAUUUUUCCGUAUAUUCAGGUGUCUGUCUGAGUUUAUGCAGAAUUAAUUGUAUCUGUUAAAUGUGUCGACGUCAGCUGCUGUUUUUCUUCUUUAAUAGAUUUCUGAUACGCAAAGCAGAAGAGUUUAAUUCUGUCCACACCAUACUCCGAAAAUGCUCCGUCAUCUAGCAGCCUGACUGCAUCCUGCUUCAUAAUUUAAAUGAGAUGAAAGGGAAGUUUAAAAAUAUUGUUGUCCUGGAGAUCAGACACACAAGCUGUAAACAGUGAGGCAGUUAUCGAGAGGCUGAAACUGCAAACAGUGACAUUCUAGCAGAGGAGCAGCUUCCCUGUGUAGCCCUCAUGUUUAAGUAGGUGAUUCAAGUCCUUUGCAGGAAUGGUGGACAGACUCUGCUACUAAAGCUGAAAACUACUAUUGAAAGAGUCGACCCAGAAAGAAGUCAUUAGCUACAGAAAUAGAAGUAUGAAUUGUUGCCUUAUCAAAAUAAGAUAACUUUUAGAUAUGAUGCAGACCAGGCUGUUUUGGGUUAAUUAAGAUACAUGUAUAUGACACUAACGACUUUUAGGUAAACAUCCCUCAGUGUGUCUUUAACUCCUUGUGUUUGAGAAAGCCUCUCUGUGAGUCUGUCAGUAUGUCUUGUGACGAGCCUCACUCUGUGCCUCAGGCUCAGUGUUGGACAUCAUCAAGCAUAUCAUCUCUCGUGGCGAGCACAAGUCUGGAGUGUUAGAUGAGGCCUCCAUCGCCACCAUCCUGAAAGAGGUCUUGGAGGGUCUGGAGUACCUCCACAAAAAUGGGCAGAUUCAUCGGUGAGUUUGAAUAAAGGGUCAUCAUUUGUCUGCACUACAGGGAAGUUCUUUUUAUCACUGUGUGCUUUGAGUGCUCAUAACCACUACGUCCCAUCAUUCACUCCUGUCUCGGCCUUUCGUUUCUACAUAUGCGUGUAUGGCUUCAACUAGACCUCAGUCCCUGAAUAUUUCAUACAGUGAAAAUGCAUAAUGUAGGAGUUUUGUUUUACAUAAAAGUCCCUCCCAGGAACACUGAGAAUGACCUCUGCUGAGCAGAAGGCCUCUUUAUAUCCUUUCUAACUUGUUGUACGACAAGUGGGAUUGUUUUAUAUUGACAUGUAGUGCCACAGAUACUUUUGAUGGUUCAUUUCUAAUGUGCUCUGCAGCACUGCUGUGGUUUGUUUGUAGGAGCAAGUAGAAAAAUCCUGUAACUUGCUUGUACGUAAAAACUAUCAGAUGUUACAGUGGGAUAAGAGAGAGUAUCCGUUUUCCAGAAAGAGCAGCUGCAGGUUGAGUUCCAACUCUGCGGCUAACUCUUCGACAUCACUAGAAAAGAGAGCAGGAGAGUGGGAUGGUUGGGCACAGGUUUAUCCACUCCUGUUCUUUGUGCAAUGUUUGCUCUCUGUUUAUGCAAACAGAAAUCAGGUGGAUUAAUUUGAAGCAGAUCAAAGGUGCAGCUGGUUUGUGUGCAGGAGUGAUAAAUGUGCAGCCUUACCACUCCUCUGUUGGUGCAAUAAAUGACUAAUGGCAUUUUUAUUGUUCAUUAUCUUUAAUGCUCCCUCUCUUCAUUCACAGGGAUCUAAAAGCUGGAAAUAUUCUUCUUGGGGAAGACGGCUCAGUGCAAAUUGCUGGUAAAGGCUUUUACUUCUCUCCUGCAUCUACUGUGGUUUUACUCGUGUUUCCUGUAGUUUCAUAUUCCACUGUUGGCACUUUUAUUUGUGCAUUUUUAAAUCCUAAUUCCACUGUGAAAAAUCACAGUUAUUAGUUAAAGUAUUAAAGAAUUCCCUUUAUCUUCCUUGCUGUCCCACCUCGAAAACAAACACACUCUCCAGACUUUGGUGUGAGUGCCUUUCUAGCAGCAGGAGGAGACAUGACGAGGAACAAAGUUCGCAAGACGUUUGUGGGGACGCCAUGCUGGAUGGCCCCUGAGGUCAUGGAGCAGGUAAGAGGCUUGUGAUGCAGAUGGCGUCUCCCACCCUCUGUUCACUGUCUAAGAGAGCUCUUAACUCUUUGAUUGAAGCCAGACUUGAGCGCUUUGUUUACUCGAUUAUGAAUCUGCAGGUCCGCGGCUAUGACUUCAAAGCUGACAUCUGGAGUUUUGGAAUAACAGCCAUUGAACUGGCCACAGGGGCUGCACCGUAUCACAAAUACCCACCCAUGAAGGUAAGAGUGUGUGUGUGUGUGUGUGUGUGUGUGUGUGUGUGUGUGUGUGUGUGUGUGUGUGUGUGUGUGUGUGUGUGUGUGUGUGUGUGUGUGUGUGUGUGUGCGCUCGAUGGUACUUAACCUCAUUUCGCUCUUUUGAAACAGCAGAAGAACUUAUACCUUCAGAUGUCAAGUUUUGAGGAUGGAAAGAGUCAUUUUUUGCUCCACACGAAGUGGCUUAAGCAGUCCUGAGUUUGCAGCUGUUUUUUUUUUUUACACAAGUUCACUGACUGCAGCUGAUCUUUAUGUGCAUUUAGGUGCUGAUGCUGACUCUGCAGAACGACCCGCCCUGUCUGGAGACGGGGAUCACAGACAAGGAGAUGGUAAAGAAGUACGGCAAGUCCUUCAGGAAGAUGCUCUCCCUGUGUUUACAGAAAGAUCCAGAAAAAAGGUCAGUGAGUCUCUGAGCCUUUUUGCUAAAUGCAGGACUGCAGUUGUACUUGAUUUGCUUGCCCUGAGAUUCUUUGUUUUUGUAAUGAACAUAAUGAAGAGCCUUGUGUCUCUUUCCUAUUCAGGCCAACCGCUGCUGAGUUGCUGAAGCAUAAAUUUUUCACGAAAGCCAAAGUAAGCUUUCAUUCACCACCUUGAAUUCAUAAAAGUAUACUUAAAAUGUCCUCCCGUUUCAAAGAGAAGCUCAUAGAUCCUGAUAUUAAUGUUUGUCUGUCUCUUACAGAACAACGAGUACUUGGAGGAAAGACUCCUAAACAAAGGUCCAACAAUAUCAGAGCGAUCCAGAAAGGUGUGACUGUUAUUCUUGGUACACUGUUUAUACACACUAUUAAACAGUUCAUUGUCUAGAAAUAUAACUAUGUUUUAUUUCUCCGCUCAUCUGCUCUCUUCUCAAACUCGUGUCCCAGUUUUAAAAAGUAUAAACCAGAGGGAAUGAGUGAGUCAGCCUUAAGUUUUCUGUAUUUAUAUGAUGUGUAGGUGCGUCGAGUUCCCGGCUCCAGUGGGCGUCUCCACAAAACAGAGGACGGCGGUUGGGAGUGGAGCGACGAUGAGCUGGACGAGGAGAGCGAGGAGGGCAAAGCUGCUGUGGCAGCUCUGCGGGUGAGACUCUGCAUGCCUGUGUCGAGCUUUCUUUAUAAGGCUUUUUGCAGUGUAAUUUUCAAAGCACACUGCACCUUUCUGGCCAGCAGAGGGUGCUGCUGGGUUGAAGGACAGGAAAUGUCUUAAAGCAUGCAAUAUGAUUGUGAAUUUACAAUGACUCGUCCAUUCAGGGAUGUGGGGGGGCCUUAGUUUGACAGUUUUUGUAUUGGGGUCUUGGUGAAGGAUUUUACCGUCUGUUGUCUUAACCAUGAUUUCAGUCCUGUGUUCAAAGUCAACUUGUGUCCAAUUCAUGUAAUCCUUCAAUGCUCCAUCAGUCCAUAUGUGGGGGGAAUAAAAGGAGAAGUGCAUGUUUUUAAUCUUGGAAAUCUUGUCAUGUCCAUUCUGCAGUCCCCCAGAGUGAAGGACGGGUCCCAGAAUAUGGAGGUGAGUUUACUUGUGGUGGACAUGACCUGGAAAUUUUGAUUUUAUCUUAACUCUCCAACAAAUUGAUCUGCAUGACUUGUCUUGUGUGUCCUCCUCUGUUUUUCCAUUCUUGAAAAACUCAAAAACACCUGCUGAAUUUUUUGUGCAAAUUGGUAUCUCGUAGCUCUUCCCAGCAGCAGACGGCUCCUCAGGAAGUCUGCAGCUGCCCGGUGUGGCACAUGAGGGCCCUGCAAAUGCGGGUCAGACAGUAGAGGAUGUUCAACCGCAGGCUCCUGCUCAGACAGCGAGCCCUUCACAUGCACCCACUUCUCAGGUAAUGAAAAAAGAAACAAGAGAAGGGUGUGUUUACGCUCAUACAAAUGUAAAUAUGUUCUUGACAUGUUUAGUUUGGGGCAGGUUCUCUAGAAAACACUAUCAUCCAGUUGUUGAAAAAGCUGAAGUCAGAGAAGGUGUGAAGUUAGCAAGUUACAUUCUCAAAAACCACCAGUUCUGACAUCAGUAUUUUUUGCAAAAGGUCCUGAAGUAAAUCCUCAAAAGUUCUCAUAACUUAGUGUUGGAUCUCAUACAACAUUUCUGAUCAUAGACUAUCAGCAUGGAUACCGUAAGUGUUCACCAAGUAUGAAACAAAAACUGUGGACAAAGCAGGACAAGGACGUGGUCUCAAGUCUUCUGAAGCAGUUCUAAGUUUUUUGUGCUUUAAAUGCUGACUCAGCCAAACCUUUUGUCAUUUAAAAGUAAAGAGGCGGAGUUUAAGCAUUCUAAUUAAAAGAUGAUGGACAGCUAAAUUGACCAGUUAAGCUAAGUUGACUCUGUGGACUGUGGACUCUUCAGACCUCAGGGUCUUUGUUAUGAUUAUAUUGGUAAGUUACAUGUGUGUUUAAGUGAGCAGGAGAAGUUGACCAGAAUGCUUCUGCUCAAGCUAAAGCCCCGCCGAACCAAUACGUCAGCGCUCACCAUCAGGUUUGUUUAGCUGUCACAUUUCCAUAAUGGGUGGACAGGGAAUCAUGUUAUCUAUUUGAUAAACAGUGUUGGUUUUGAUCAGAGAAAGUGCUAUUGGACAUUUUGGUUCGCUUUAUUAAUCCCACUGGUGAUUUCACAGCAUGUGUUAAAGUCAUACAUCGAAGAAUAAGUAAGUUCUAGACAGGCUAAUGCUGCGUUCCAGUUACCUCGGAAGUCAGAUGUCGUAGCUGUGUAUGACGCUACACCCGAGUUGAUGGCGUUCCAGUAAACAAGUCGAAAAACCAAGAUGGACGCCUACUGUUAGCUGUUGUUAACAAUUGUCAGCUGUCGUUGGCCGUUGUCAGUUGUUGUUUGUGGUUGUCAGCUGAUGUUAGUUUUUAUUAGCUAUACCAGUUGUAAACAAACACCAUAGCACUGUGUUGAGCAGUACAACAUAUACCACUGACUUAACGUCACAAAAACAAAACAGAAGUGUUAAUAGAUAAAACAUUACAAGAGGUUUCAGUGUUACUCUUUACUGUUGAUGCACUGCACUGUCAUCUUGGAUUAUGAUGCUGUCGUCAAGUCGGGGUUGGUGAGGAUUGUCCAACUUUCUGAGUCGGAAAUCCGACUUCAGGGGGGCGUUCCAGAUGAAUUUCCGACUGUGAGCUUGGAAAUUCCUACUUCGGGGUACAACUGGAACGUAGCAUAAUAGAUAAAUUUUUGCCUCACAUGGAGAAAAAGUUUCCCUGGAAAACUUUAUAGUACAGAAACUAAAAUAAACGGUAUCUGCUAUAAAGAUUAAAAAAUGCGUUUUUAGCAUCUGCUGCUUAAAACUGAAAGUUCCCUCGCUGACUUUGACAGUGCAUUAAUAAACUACAUUUUCCUCCACAGUGCCUUUUCAAAUCACGCUAUUCAAACUUUUGUUCACUGUCAGUGGUUAAUUCAUGAGCCUCUUAUUCUUAUCUGCAUUUACAAAGUACCUUACAGCUCCUUCAUUUUAAACCAAUCGGUGAUUAAAGAGCAUGACAACACAACGGACUGGAUGUGAGUAGGGACCAUCAGGUUCAGAUAGUAAUGAUUAACAAAAAGAGAGAAAACUUUUCCCUCAAAUGAAUAAAAAAGAAAACAAUGGUGUCUCUUAAAAAGACAUGGAUCUUUGCGUGUUGUUGUCACUGACAUUGCAGGAGUAACACGUGGUAUAAAUGCAGAAACUCUGUUACUAAAAACUCGGUCUAGAAAACAAAGAAAUUCCUGCAGAGAUCAGGGGAACAGAGUGGAGUUGAUCGUUUGUUUCUUUGCUGUAUUUUUGACAUGCUGUAGGAUCCAGCUGCAGCUGAUGCCAGUGUUCCCAUCAGCCUCGUGUUAAGACUGAGGAAUCCCAAGAAGGAACUUAACGACAUCCGAUUUGAGUUCAUGUCGGGCAGAGGUAGGACUCAUUUCAAUUUUUUUGUCUUAAAUUGUGUACUGGCGAUUCCUGCCUUAAGUCUGAGUCUCAAUAUCUGUCUGCAGAUUCUGCUGAUGGGGUUUCUCAGGAGCUGGUCUCAGCCGGUCUGGUUGACGGGAGGGACUUAGUCAUUGGUAAGUAAGACAUGGAGACCUGCAUGAUUGGAUAUUAACAGUAUGAGGUCCAUACACUUCAAAUCUACCUGAGAUUGGUGAUCCAUUAGAGUCUACUGAAACUGUUGAACUCCAGGAGUUUUGCCCUAUCUUUAGAUGUGUUUGUCUCAGAGUGUGGGGUUAAUCAUACUCAGGGAUGUGGUUCUUCCAGAUCCAUUUAAAACUCUGGAUUUUCUGACCUUUGCCAUGUGAAUCAUCUAUUUAAGGACAUGUUCUGAAUAAAGAGGGUCAUUAGCUGCUCAGUGAAAAAAAAGGGAACUUUAGGAUUUCUGCAGGCUGUAAUAUAAUGACUCUCCUUAUUUCUGAGUAAUUGUGCUCACGUUUCAUGCUUUUGCUGCUGGAAGCCAAUCACUUGCCUGUAUACUGUGGUAUCUACUGUAAAGCACAAAAUGUAGGUUGUAUUAGAUAACUUGUAUACGCAGGUGAACAUUUGAUGCGGAACUGAAGUCAGUAGAAAGAAGCAGAGGUGUUUCACCAUUUCAUUGUGUGCAUGUUGCUUUAAAACCAGUGAUCAUCAGUCUCCACCUCUGGUCUCUUUAAAGGAAUGUCUCCUAACCUGUUCUCACUGUGUUCUCUUAUCCAGUUGCCGCCAAUUUGCAAAAGAUUGUUGACGACCCUCAAAAUAACAAAAAUGUGACUUUUAAAUUGGUGAGUACUCAGAAAAACGUAGUGUUAGGGCGGUCACAGUGUCAUCUAAUGAACUACAUGACAGAAAAAUUAGAGUUCUAUCACAAUAAUGUUAUCUAAUGUGUAAUGAGCUAUGCUUUAUCUAUAUCAACAACCCUGUGACAGUAACUGAAAAUCGUCCUGGAAAUGUUUGACCAUCUCUCAUAAAGUUGCUACAGCUAGCUAGCUGCUGCUGCUCUGUCUUCAUCGUCCUCCUACUGUUUGAUACCAUGUGGCAAUUAGAGGUCGACUGAUUACAGAUUUUCAACAGCUGAUAAUGAGAAAAAUAUAAAUCCAAGGUAAAUACCGUGAUUGAAAUUCAGCAAGGUCGUGUAUAAAUGGGAGUGUUUCAUCCACAUUAAAAUCACAUAUUCAUGGUGAUCAUCGCCAGUUACAUGUUUUAAAUAGAUUUUCAAAUAGAUCAAUGGUGUGGAAAAGAAGCCAUUAAUUGUUCUGAUUAAUCGGUCUACCUCUGGUGGAGAUCACCUGAAAGAACGACAGCUGCUCUCUAUAAUAAACCAGUCACUACCACAAUACUUAUUUUUGGCAUGAAAUCAACGACUAAAUGUUUAAAAGAUUGUCAUCAUCAAUACUUAGAGUUUGUGACUGCCUUAGUAUGUAUUCAUACAGUUAAAUUCUUAUUCAUAUUUGUAUGUUUCAGUUCAGCUGUCAGUCAUUGUUGAGUUUUGAAAGUGAGUACAGUCAGUUUACAUGUUGUCUGUGUUUUCCAGGCGUCUGGCGUGGAGGAGUCUGAAAUCCCUGAUGAUGUCAAGCUCAUUGGCUUUGCACAGCUCAGCAUCAGUUAAGCAGAGCCGUGCCAGAAACAAAGGACAGAAACUAAUGGUAUUGCACAGCUGCAUUGUAGUCAGUUCCAAGAAAACCACUACUGCCAAAGACAGAAGGAGGAAGACGACAGAGAUGAAGAGGAGGAGGAGGAGGAGACAUGAAGCUGGCAGGAGUGUGAAACUACUGCAGGAUGCAUGAGGACCACAAAAAGAAGGGGCUGAGUUCAUCACAGGAAUCACACUUGAAAUGUUUACAGUGCGCUUAAACAGUGAAUGGGCGAGGAGAUGCAAUCAACUAUAUCAACUCUUAAUUACUUUAAUUUCCUUCCUCCUCAUACAUAAGCACAAUCCGAACCAUCUCCUGCCAGUACUGGAAGUGAUUGCCUUUUUUUUUUUUUUUAAAUUCAACUGUGCCACAUUAAGUCCUGAGUAUGGUGCCACCUUUGUUCGGCACUUUAUUCUACACUGAAAUUGAAAUGUGUAAAUUCAGCCUUAGUAAGUCAAAUUAUAGACUUUACAAAAUAAUUGAGUCUAUCUGGGAUUUCCAGGCGUAUUUUAUAUACGCUUAUCCGGUAAAUCUAAGAAAGUAUCUUGUCAAACCAAGACAAAGAACUUGCAAACACGCUGUAGCAUAGUUUAAGUUUUCAGACUCUUGAAUUAAGAGAUUUCUGAACAGAAAUAAGAAGAUGACCAGAAUUAAUUUAAUACAAGGCAGCCCAACGAUGUGGUGUGGUGGUUUUGUUGAGACAUAACCAAAGAGUUGAGGCUCUGACUGCGCUGCUGAAAUCAUUCCAGUGUAAACAAAUCAACAGGAAAAGAUCUGCCCCAUAACUGCAGUUUAAACACUUUGUUGGAUGGCAUUUCCCUCUGGUAUUUAAAGACUGAGUUGUUUCCACACUUUUAGACCUGCCUAUUCUUCUUGUACUAUGCAAUAGGUAUUUUUUUCUCACCACAUGGAGUCGCUGGUUUCUGGUCAUAUUUCCCUUUGGGCGAAUUGAGCUCAUUUUUGUGUUCGCACCUCACUCAGAAGUCAACCUGACCAACGGGCAGCUCAAGGAAGCUGCAGCAAGAAUUUAUUUACAUUUUUAAAAAUGCAAAGGAUAAACUUCAAAAAGGACAAACUUUCAGACACGGGUCAUAAUUGCUGUUUUUUUCUGUGAGGGUUAAUUUUGCUUGUUUACGAUUAUCGUCAAAUCAGCUGGGAAGAAUCCUGAAUGCUGGUGUUAAGUGUGGGGCUUUGGGCUGUUUGUGUGAAAGGCUGACUGCUAACUAAACUUCUGUUGAGGUGUGCACACAAAAAACCUUCAAUGUUCUCUCAAAGUGAAACAAAGCUUAAAGGAGCAGUUCACUCAAACCACACAAAAACUGAACAUACUGAAUCACUCGCUACUCGUAAUUUGAUUUGAGGAGGUUUUGAGACUCCCCCAAUACAAUGGAGGUAAAUGUCAUUUUUGUUGAUGGCUGUGCUGUUAGUUCAAGAGAUGAUCAUGUUCUGAUGUUAAGUCCACCAUUGUGAAUGACUUAUACACUCAAACGAUUGACUGUUAUUGAUUUAUGAAGUCCUUAUAGGACUAAAUAUUGACAUAAUUGUACCCAUAUUUUUCAUUUUCACAACUGGGUCAGAUUUUAAAUUUGUUUAAUGUAGGGCAACACUGCCAUCAACCUGGGCUUAACAUUGUGUCAAGCAAAUGUCACAUUCAAAACUAAGAUUGUAAAAAGGGUCAACUUUGAACCUGCCAUUCAUUAACAUGCCAUUGCUGGCAUGUUUGCAUACUGAUUUUAGCAUGUAGCUCAAACCACUGCUAUUGUAGAGUUUGGCUGUUCAACUGUAUUUUAUAUUUUCAAAACUCAAAAUUUCAGUUGGAAAAACAACUUUGAAAUAAGGGAAGUCUGCGACCUUCCCGGAAAAAGUUCUGUUAUAAGUAGGAAGAAACGCAAUCCACUGCAAAGAGCAAAUAACUCUGAAUUAUAGAUAAUUUCAAGCACUAAACACUGUAUGCAGAAGAAUUACCUAAUUUAAUGCAUCAUGGUGGUAUAGGCUAAAAAUAAUUAGCAUCAAAAUUAUGGCUUACAGUUGCUCUCGUACAUUAAUUAUGUCUCCAUGUAAGCAUGCUAACACCAAUAUGGAGAGCUCUGUAAACAUCUUAGCUACUAAAAUUAGCAUGCUAGUACAGUCAGUGUGAAUAUGAAAGCAUGAUGAUGUUAGUGUUUGUCAAAUGUCCUGCAGGUUCAAAGUUCAUUCUCAUAGAGAAGCAUGAUGCAGCGUUUUGUGUCGGUGCUAAGAGCAUCACUAAUGUCUAUUUACCUCAAUUGGGAUAAAGGGCGGCAUGUUGAUCUGUCAAACCUCAGCUGAUAAAACUAAAACUGUUUUACAUGUGGACACCACUAAAGAUAGAAACGUAUACAUUUGGUGAAUUAACCCUUUAAACUGUCUCCAGAAGCCAGUCUCUAUUUUUUUUUUUUUUCUGUCAUUCGGUAAGUUGUUUUAAUCGUACUGUAGUCUGUUUGCUUUUGAAACACUCACCAACAAAUCACUGUCGUCACUCCCUGCGUAGCUGUGUGGUUGUUUUGUACCACGUGCAAAGGGCUGUGAAAGAGCUCCUAGUUCAGGUACUGAUGUAAAUGGUGUAUGUAAAGAUGUUGUAAAUGUACGUAUGAUGGCAACUCCAUGCACUGUCACAAACAUCAUGAGGUUUGUAUGUAAUGAUGUAGAUGCAUUGACUCUUUAAGUGUACAUGUCAGAUAAAAGAAACCUUUUACUUGUAAAUAUUGAUUACAGAUUGAAACAGACUGAGACUCAACAUGGUCAUUAGACAAAGUUGGAUUUGUUUUGUAGUGUUUCCCACUGUUUGGCCUUUUGUCAGAGCAUCACUAACAUGCAAAAACUUGCUCAAUUGGCACCUUAUUGGUCUGCUAACAUAACAUGUUUAUUCUUUCUCUUUUUAAUUCAUGGGGCUUGUGAUCACACUCUCUGUGCUUUGAUGUCACGUUUGCUUUUUCCUCACUGAAACCUGCCCGAUGCUAACGGAUAAAUGCUGUUUUAAUAAGAAAGGUGGCACAGAUGACACCUCCCCUCCCUGCGUGCGUGAUUUGGUGAUAAAACGAUUGAUCGUUGAAGGCUUUGAGCUCAAGCUCACUUAGGUUUUCUAAAUUCUUUCCCUCUUAUUGUUUACUCCUAGAAAACCAUCAUUCUGCCUCUUGACAGGGUCACAGAGUGACUAGUAUUAAUUUAAUCAUUUGAUUGGCAUUUACAUUUUUCUUUUUUAAUCUUUUUUUUUUUUUUUACAGAUCAUUACCUAUAUUUUUAAAAUAUGAUUAGUUAUAAAGUAUGUACAUCAGCAAAUGCAUAAUUCCAGGUGGAAUAUUUGUGAUAUACAAAAAGAUUCUUGACAUAUAGAUUAUUGGGAAAUGUCAACACAUGCAGAUGAUUUUUGGUAGCUGAAUAAAGUCACAUGAUGGAAUCAAA
Xyrichtys novacula (pearly razorfish) is the source of this 16234-nucleotide messenger RNA. The record is from the annotation of a GenBank genome assembly. NCBI's taxonomy places the organism in Eukaryota, Metazoa, Chordata, Actinopteri, Labriformes, Labridae.